GUGAAGAACGAAGAACACGAACGUCGGCGACUGAGGUCUGAGCUGAAGUUGGGAUCUUAAAAUCAUCAAGAAACCAUUUUCUUCACAUUUCCGUGUUUGUCCUGCUUGUGAGUGGUCAUUUCAAAAAAAUCUGCUGGCCCCAUCACCUUGCAAGAAAUUGUGACAAUUGGACAUAUUUUUUUAAAGCAAAAUCAGGAUAUUUGGAGAGCCAUAUUUCUUCCCUCGAUCAUCUUUCCAUAAUGUCUAGACCCAUACCAAGGAUAGAGUAUGAAGACUACAAUGAAUCACCAACUGAAAAGCUGAAAAGGAAAGUUAUUGCUGAUCCAUAUGUUCCUGUUGGUAUCCUUGGUUUCUGCGGAGCCUUAGCAUGGGGUGCCUACUCGUACAAGAGCCGUGGUAACACAUCUACUUCCAUCUUCCUAAUGAGACUUCGAGUGGUAGCCCAGACUUGUGUCGUUGGAGCAAUGGCUGUAGGAGCAGGAGUGACAAUGAUGAAGAGCUUUUCCUCAGAAAAGAAAUCAUAAAUCCUAUCAGAGACAGUAUGAUACAUAUUAAUGCCAAAUUGAGGAAUAGGAAAAGGAGACAAAGCUUCAUUUGUGUCACCUUGUAAUUCAGAUGUCAGCCUUUGCAUUUUUCUUGAAUGUGUUUGAGGCCUUCAUAUAUACUUUUAAUUACAUGUACAUGUAAAGGCUCACAUCCCCAGCUCACAUUCUUAACUCGCUUUAGCACUAAAAAAAUACAUUUGGCCCACUUUACUGUUAUUGGUUGCCAAUAUUUUUUUAAGUUAAAAGAAUAUGAGCUGUUAAAAUUAUCAAAUUGAAGGUUUUUGUUCCUUCAUGACUCGUCUAUUUAAAAGAACAAAUGAAAGAUAUCUAGCUUUCAGAUGCACAUUCGCCAUUUAUAGCAUAGCUUUUAAAAUGUCCUUGAGAGAUCAAAGGUAGUGAGCUAAGAUGUUUUUAAGAUCUGCUAAAUACAUAUUUAUUCUAUUUUAUGCUGUGACAGCAAUAUGAAAAAAAAUAUUUUGUAAUAAUGACAAAAGGAAUUUGGUUGCUGCUAUUUAUGAAUGUUUAUGAUUUAGAAACCAAUAUAAAUCGUCUCCUAAAAUUUGUGUUUAAUUUGCAAUUGACAUCUUGUGGAAAUAUGCUUCGAUGUAAAAUUUGUAAGCACAAAUUAUUUCAUUUUACUAGAUAAAUAUUUUGGGUCAAUAAUCUUUCAAUCUUUCUGGAUCAUUUAAAGAAGGAUGUUAGGCUGACUUUUAGGGGUUGGUUCAUUUUUUAUUCUAGUUCGUUUUGUUGUACUUUGGUUCCUCUUCAUGCAAAUCUUUGCAGGGAAAAUCCAUAAACAAGAGGAUAUGGAAGCAUUACUAAAUAUAGUCUUCUCUUGCCAGAACUAUAUGUUUCCUGUUAAAGUUGCAUGAUAAUAUUGAAACAUUGUGAUAUUGAAACUUUAGUAAAUGGACAAAGUUGGGUCCAUGACAUUGUCUAUCAAUAUUGUACACUUUAUUGAGGUUUUAAUGUGUUUCUUAUCAGACAAUAUAUCUGCCUGGAAAUGCUAUAAAGAAGAGACACUAUUCAUCAUUUCAUCAAUACAAUUCACCAAGGUCUGUGGAAAAGAGUGAUAAAAAUGUCAUCCCAAUACCAAUAUUUUAUCCCCCCCCCCCCCCCCCCUCUUCUUAAUUCUGUAAGUCUCAGCUGAAAAGUAGUAUGUGAACAUUACUUGGCAGUGUUUGGCAUUUAUUCAUUGGGGGUGAUGAUAUGUUGCUGUAUAUAUAUAUAUUUCUUUACAGUUUAUGAUAAUGUGUAAUAUCUUUCAGCUUUACUUCCUGACAUUGUCACCAAUAGGAUGUGAAGAAUAACUCAAAUAAGCUUCCUGAAGUAGCCUAUAUUGAAAUUAUAUAUUGUACUCAUACUAAAGCAUAAAAUAUUUCCCUAAAACACAUUUCAACUCUAAAAAGACAAAGACUGAAUUAUUUUUUAAUCCUAACAAGAUGGGGGCCCUCUUAAAAGUCUUUUAAAAAGUUGUGCAAAACUUAAAAGAAAAAAAAGUCAUGUAAUGAUGUAACUUGAAGUUGACA
Messenger RNA from Lytechinus variegatus (green sea urchin), 2074 nucleotides. RefSeq names its product HIG1 domain family member 1A, mitochondrial-like. The coding region runs from base 240 to 524 and encodes 94 amino acids. Gene Ontology annotation, biological process: mitochondrial respirasome assembly. Gene Ontology annotation, cellular component: mitochondrion. The transcript has 3 exons. The record is from RefSeq and is a predicted model, not a curated record. NCBI's taxonomy places the organism in Eukaryota, Metazoa, Echinodermata, Echinoidea, Temnopleuroida, Toxopneustidae.